AUGGCUGAGUUAUUGGACCACGAUUGCAAUAUCAUCGCAGAUCAUCCUUUUAACAUGUCACUCUAUCAGCUACAUGAUCUCCUUCAAAAGGCAGAACCAGACUUCUCCAUGCUCUACAAAGGGGAGGAUGCAGCCUACAGCCUUCGCUCGCGAAUGAGUAACGGGGAUGUAGCGUCUGAUCUAGCACGCUUAUUUGAGCGUCUCUGA
This is a messenger RNA of Paracoccidioides lutzii Pb01, 207 nucleotides long. RefSeq lists its product as hypothetical. The record is from RefSeq and is a predicted model, not a curated record. Bases 1 to 207 code for a protein of 68 amino acids. The transcript is spliced from 2 exons.